AUGGCACAGCGUAAAGCAAAGGCAUCAUCCAGUGCUUCGGAUCCCAUGGGAUCUCCUGCAGAUUCCCCUCCGUCUUCCCCGGGCCCUUCUGCCUUGGCCAACAAUCCUAACAAACUUCUUCAUCGGGUAUCCGGAUUCUUCUUUCAGCAUAAUCGAAGAGUUCGAUCACCCACUACAGGCGAACCUGACCUGUCACCCGAAGAGCCUGAUGAGGAACCUAGCUAUCUGCAACCACAUGAGCCGAUGAUACAAGACAUAGAAACAGCUUCGAGGGUAGACUCGAUGUUCUCUAUGCAUUCUAACCAUUCUGCCCGACCAAUCAAUCCAAACACGCCACCGCCACUGCGCACUGUCUGUCUCGAUAAUCCAACUGUUCAUACUUCUAUCGCCCCAGUUGAACAGCCACCUUCGCCGCCGCCAUCAUCAUCUAGCUCUAAAACUGUCAAACAGUCGCCUGGACGAACAAUACCCCUGAGAAAACUAUCCAAACUUAGUCCAGACGAUGUCAAUGAAGCAUUUGAAUUAUUAUUGGCAAUACAGCAAGAAUAUGCUUUACCAACCAGUCUCAAGCCAAAUCUUACUCAGCUCACUACCGAACAAAAAUCCGUACUCUUACAAUCGUCUCGGUCACGUAUGCUCCUACGAAAAAACUCGACCUUUUCAUCAUCUCCUUUCUCGCUUGCUGCAACACUUGGCAUCAAUCGCAAAUCAAAAGGACAACCUUCGAAUGUGCGUGAUCGAAAAUUCUUCUCGCCUUCAGAUAAAGACGACAGUUCAAUGGCAAAUCGUUCAUCGGCCUCAUAUCAAAAGUCGAAUGGAUCUACAAGUACGGCCACGGCUACUUCCUCGAACACAAAGUCAAUGGGUACUUCCCGUGGUGGAAAAAAUACGUCACUUCUGGCUGGAGGUUCACAUGGUGAUACAAAUCACCGGACAGUUCGCGGCAAGAUGAAAAGUACACCAGAGUACUUUGUAACAGUCCUUAGAGAGACACAUGUCAGAGAGCUCGAAGAAAACGACGUGGCUGACCUUAGAGUAUUUUUGAGAAGUGUGGUAGCAAGUUGGACUACAGAGUUCCUAAGUCUAGGUGGAUAUGAGGCCCUCUCGGACCUCUUCCGUCAAAUGAAAGAGAUUCCAAAGAAGAGACCCCAAGAUGACAAGUUUCUUCAACAGUUGGCAAAAUGCUUCAAGGCUAUUAUGACCCAUGAGCAAUCUGGUACUGAGCGCGUAUUGAUGAACCCAAUUGGCCUUGAACACAUUCGAGAUCUUUUAUUCGGGCCCUCAAACCAAAAGCAAAAGGGUGUUUAUGGACUAGACAUCAUCACUCGUGCGUUGUUUCUCAACAUUCUUUGUACUCUUACGACGCUUCAGACGAAGCCGACCCAUAAUUCUUCCAAGUAUGUUCAUGGUUAUGAUAUCCUGCGCCAGCUCUUGCUUGAUCGUCCGUCUGAUCGCAUCCUAGACGAGACUGGCUGUGAGCAAUCAAGUAAAACAGAUCUGCCGUUCCGGAUGUCCCUUAAAACAAAUCCGCAGGAGAUAAUGAAGGUUAUUCUGGAGAACGAGGACCAUCCAGGAGGCAUAUCUGAGACCGACAUGGAUUCCCCAAAACCUCGUUAUACAGCCUGGAUGCGAGAAAUUCAGUACACUGUUGAUCGCCACAUUGAACCAAUUACAUUUUUGGCCCAAGUUUUGGAUUACAAGUUUGAGAGUGCGUUCCGCCAGUUAAAAUUAAAAUCGCAGGAAGAAAGAGCCAAAUCAGAUGGGUCCCCAGGUUCAUCAUGCUCAGCACAAGCAGAUCCGGAAGAAGGUGGCCUAGUUAUGGUCGAUGAAGGAGUAGUAGACCACCUGAUAACCCACCUUCGUCUUAUUUGCACCAUUGUCACCACUCCACCAACUACCUACAGGGGUGAAACUACUCCAAGAGAACAAGAGAAAGUGCGCUUAGAGAUCAUGCUGUCUGGAUUUGACAAGAUUUCAAAGGCUCUUCGUAGUUGCCCGCACCCAACCUUGUAUGACUCCUAUAUAAGAUUUCUUCAGCCACUUUUACGUCCCUGGGCUGAACUUUCGCCAUCUGAUCCGUUAGAGACCAGUAGUAAUAUUAAUAGUAGUAGCAGUCGUCUCCAGUCGUCUUCUCAAAGCGUGUCUGGCUCUAAUACGCUCGUUUUCCCAGAAUCAUACAUUCCUCCAAAUGCACCCAUGAUACCCGAGCGGCCUGCUGCUCACCCACUGUCUUACAGCUUCAGAAGUGGAAAUUGGGUUGAGAACUCACUAAGUGACAUGCUCAACUGGCAGAAUGAACUUCAAGAUUCAAGCAAAGGUAUUACUACCCAAUCAUCAGUCCCACCACUAGUACCAUCACACCAACAACAAUUAUGGGAUAAUGGCGGUAAUGAUGAAGAUUGCUUCUUUGAUGCAGUACAUGAUCCCUUUGUUGAUGCUCGACUUCCUACAAAACAAAAUAUCCAAGAAACGGCUUGGGAGGAGGAUGGAGAUAUGGCUAGCUUGGACAAUUACGACGAUAUAUUUGAUGAUGAAGAAGAUGACGAGGAGGAAGAGAUGGAAGAGGUAUUGUUUCAAGAUGACAAUAGUCCGCAAGACAGAAGGUCGUCGAUGCCGGUGUAUAUGAGAAGAAUUAUGUCCAAUAGUGCGCCACCGCAAGUAAAUCGUGAGACCGUCAGUAUGACUUUGGACCCAAUAGAAAACAUUGAGAGAUGGAGAUUGAUGUCUCUAGAUAGUUGA
This is a messenger RNA of Phycomyces blakesleeanus NRRL 1555(-), 2739 nucleotides long. RefSeq lists its product as hypothetical. Gene Ontology annotation, biological process: actin cytoskeleton organization. The record is from RefSeq and is a predicted model, not a curated record. Bases 1 to 2739 code for a protein of 912 amino acids. The transcript is spliced from 7 exons. Gene Ontology annotation, molecular function: actin binding; small GTPase binding. Lineage: Eukaryota; Fungi; Mucoromycota; Mucoromycetes; Mucorales; Phycomycetaceae.